This is a messenger RNA of Salvelinus fontinalis (brook trout), 3191 nucleotides long. Its product is annotated as FRAS1-related extracellular matrix protein 2-like. The transcript is spliced from 17 exons. The record is from RefSeq and is a predicted model, not a curated record. Gene Ontology annotation, biological process: cell communication. NCBI's taxonomy places the organism in Eukaryota, Metazoa, Chordata, Actinopteri, Salmoniformes, Salmonidae. The annotation marks the transcript as partial. Gene Ontology annotation, cellular component: membrane.
UACCCAGGGUGCAGUUCAGGGAAGUGGAGCUCCGGGUGGACGAGGCCGACGGGCGGGCGGUUGCCGUGGUAACCCGCGACGGCGACCUAAGCCUCACCUCCGUGGUCAGAUGUUACACGCGCCAGGGUUCCGCCCAGGUGAUGAUGGACUACGAUGAGAGACCAGACACUGAUGACUCCGUCGUCACCUUCAGGCCAGGUGAGCGUGAGCAGCAAUGUAUCGUGACUCUGGUUGACGACUUAGAGUUUGAGGAAGAGGAAGAGUUUCGCCUGGUCCUCGGAAUCCCCAGAAGCCAAUCAGAUCUGGGCUUGUUGCUGGGUGAGCAGAAGGAGAUAGUCAUCAGGAUCACUGAUAGUAGAGACAAGUCUGUGAUCAGGUUCUCCGAGCCUCGAUACACGGUGAGUGAGCCGGUUGCCCCCGGCGAGGUAACCGUGCUGAGGGUUGCCGUGCGGCGCCAUGGCGACGUCUCCAGGGUGUCGGUAGUGCGUGUGCACACUAAAGAUGGCUCUGCCCACUCUGGACAAGACUACAACCCUCUGUCACAGGAGCUGGUGUUUUCUGAGGGCCAGACAGAGUGUCUGGUAGAGGUAGAGGUUCUGUAUGAUGAGGAGGGAGAGAUGAGAGAGACCUUCACCCUACAGCUCACACCUGACCAACAUAUGGUGGCUGACACACAGGUGACCAAGGCGACAGUGUUCAUUGAGGAGAAGGAGGGGGGUGAUGUGUGGGGCAUCACGUUCCCUGCUGUACCCCUCGUGGUGUCCUUACUGGUCUAUGAUGACCCAACCCUCGCGCCGACCCCAACCAGCCCCCACCCCCCCACCGGGUACCCCCUUGUGUGUGUGACGGCCUGUGACCCCCGCUACCCAGACUAUAGUCGUACCCUGUCUCUCUGCGUCUCCGAGGGUAUCAACAACACCCUGACGGAGUACCGCUGGCUCCUGGGAUCCCCAGGGACUCCUGACGGCGUAGCUAGCCCACCGAGGGAGCUCGACGCUGGGACCUUCCUCACGUCUACCAGGUCCAUGCUGCUGGAUGCUGUUUACCUUCAGGCAGGGGCCAGGGUGCAGUGCUCUGCCCGAGCUGUGAGCACGACGGGACGGGGAGGACUGGGGCUGACUAGCCCUCAGGUGGAGGUCAGCAUGGAGGAGGGUCUGUGCCCUCCUCAUACCCCUGGGGCGAUAGGGGCUGAACCGUUCUCUGCUAAGAUCCGCUACACGGGACCAGACGACCCACAGCACCCCAACCUCAUCAGGCUAACAGUCACUAUGCCACAUGUAGAUGGUAUGCUGCCUUUCAUCUCCACCCGUCCCCUCUCCAACCUGGCCCUAACCUUGAACCACGACCCCUCUCGGUUGGGGAACCACCGUUGUUCCAACCUCCAGGGGGGGCCAGGCGAUGCCAGCGCCACCCGUCUGGGGCUCACCUCGGCUGGGGUGGCCGUGGCCGGCGUGGUGGGAGGGUCUCACCUCCGGAACAGAAUAGCCCAGGACGGAGCUCUCUCCCUGGGUUUCUAUAACAGUCUGGACCUGGAGACGUGUGUCUGGAGCUUCUCUGGAUACUACAGCAUCAGCGACCUGCUGUCUGACUGUGGGGGGACCGUAAGGACGGACGGACAGGUCCUGAAUGCGUCUCCAUUCCCCUGUCUUCAGGUCCUGAAUGCAGUCCAGUCGUAUGUGACGUUACGUGUCCCUCUAUUCGUCUCCUACGUGUUCCACUCCUCCUCGGCCCCUGGCGGCUGGCUCACCUUUGACCUCCGAUCUGACCUCCGCAUGACCUUCACCUAUGACACGUCCAUCCUGUGGCGUGACGGGAUAGGCAGCCCUCCCGAUGCUCCGCUGCAAGGCUCUCUGCACCCCACUAGUAUGCGUAUCAACGGAGAGGGACGUCUGGUGGUCACCUUCAGGACAGAGGCUCGUUUCCGGGGACACUUUAUCCUGUCGCACCCAGGUGUAUCAGGGUCCUCAGUAGUAACAUCAGAUGCCCACUCCGGCCUGCUGUUCUCUCUAUUUCUGGUCCGGUCUGAGACCACCCUCACACACACCCUGCAGACCUGGAGCUUUGUGUCCCAGCUGGCUGUACGUGACUACUCUGGCUCCUACACGGUGGUUCUGCUCCCCUGUCUGAUCCCUGAGGGGGAGCACACUGACCCCCCGGUCUGCCACCCGAGACCCCCCCUCUCAUUCAGCCUGGACGUACGCUUCCAACAGGUUAGUGAUCCAGUGCCAGUAGAGUUCAGUCUGAACACAGUCCUGGUGUUGUUGUCUAAGAGAGAACUGUGGCUGUCUGAUGGGUCCAUGGGAUUUGGACAGGAUGACGACAUAGCUUUUAGUAAAGACUCUGUGAUCUACGGCCGUGUGAUGGUUGACCCCGUCCAGUCGCUAGGCAACUCCUUCCAGUGUCACAUACAGCAGGUCUUCCUGUGUACCGGCGCUGACGGUUACGUACCCAAAUAUCGCCCCAGCAACGGAGAGUACGGUUGCCUUGCCGAUGCCUCGUCUCUGCUCUACAGGCUGAAGAUACUGGACCAGGCUGAGCCGGAGAGCCAGGAGGUAGAGUUUGGAGGUAUCCGAUUUGAGGCCCGUCUGGCUGGGGACACACCUGGUGCUUUCCCCCUGGUCUCUCAACCUGAUGCUGACGGGUUCAGCCUCUCCUCAGCUCCUCUCUUCCAGGUGGCUGCUGGUCAUGAGUGGUACAUCCACGCCGUCUACACCGUGCGCUCCAGGGACCACGGCAACCGCAACUACAACAACCAUAAUCACGCUGUCGGCAAGCGGAGUCUGUUCCUGCAGCACCACGUCAUCUCCAGCGGGGGGCGCCAGAAGAGAGCAGCUCCAGAGGAAGAGAGAGGAGAGGACCAGGAUAGGGGGACCAACCUCAGACACGUCCACCUGCAGAGAGCACCCAGCCUCGGGCAGAGCUGGGCCGAAGGUCCCCUGAUGGACUGGGAGCUCCAGGAGAGGGGGGAAGGUCCGGUGGAAAGCCCAGAAAGGGAGACCUUGGAUGGGGCCACGGGGUCCGUGACACUGGCGGUGGUGGUGCUGGUGGUAGCGUGUCUGGGAGGGGUGGUGGUAUACGCUGUGUUUGUUAGGAGUGAGGCAAUCUGCUGCCUCUCCUCCUCUUCUCUCUCCUCUUCCUCAAGGAGAGCAUUGCCCCAAGGAGGAGAGGAGGGGAAAAACAGAAGAGGAGGA